Emericellopsis cladophorae is the source of this 858-nucleotide messenger RNA. RefSeq lists its product as uncharacterized. The transcript has a single exon. The coding region runs from base 1 to 858 and encodes 285 amino acids. Lineage: Eukaryota; Fungi; Ascomycota; Sordariomycetes; Hypocreales; Bionectriaceae. The record is from RefSeq and is a predicted model, not a curated record.
AUGACCGCCAUGGCCGCAACCUCUCCAGCAGACGCAGCUGGUCCGUCAUUGUCAUUCGCCUCACACUAUGACGACAAGUUAACAACGAUUGUCCUUCUCCACGGAGGCUUCACUUGCCAUCUCGAGUUUGCACUCGUCCGUCCGCACCUCUCUGAAUUUCACCUCCUUGUCCCGGACCUACCGUUACAUUCUGCCUCACGACACAUCCAACCGGGCACGACGGACAACUCGGCCUGGCAUGUCGCACAGCUCAUUCGUUCCCACGCCCACGGCGGCAGGGCCCACGUCGUGGGUGUGUCCAUGGGCGGCUAUAUCGGGCAGUGUCUCGCGCUAGACCAGCCAGACCUUAUCCUCUCGCUCUUCGUCACCGGUGCUGCACCGCCUGUUGGGGCGCGUCUGUUCAUGGCGCAAUGGCCCAGCGUGACCUACUAUACCAUGAGGCUUACGCUGCAUUGGCUCCCGGACUGGGUGUAUCGGUAUCAGAUGGCAUCACUUGGCCUGCUGGUGAGCGACAAAUUGACAGCGGCGAUGAGGGAGAAUAUCACCUGGUCGCUCGUCCAAGACAUGUUCCCGUGGAUUCUGCGGUUUACGUUGGAUCACGUGCGGGCAUUGAAAGUGCGGACUCUGUCGAUUGCGGGUGCCCAAGGGGAUGACGUUCCGAUGAUGGAGAGGACGGCCGAUGCGCUGAGAAGUAGGCGGACCGACCAGGGUGAGGCGUGGCCUGAGGAUGGGUCAGGCGCCGUUGUGAUAAGGAAGGCAGCGCAUGGAUGGGAUAUGCAGUUCCCAGAGCUCUUUGCCCGGGGGGUGUCGGCUUGGGUGAAGAGGGAGAGGUUGCCUGCAGAGUUUGAGAGGCUGUAG